Messenger RNA from Kazachstania africana CBS 2517, 381 nucleotides. It is a transcript of the gene CYB5, whose product is annotated as Cyb5p. The record is from RefSeq and is a predicted model, not a curated record. Gene Ontology annotation, biological process: sterol biosynthetic process. The transcript has a single exon. Lineage: Eukaryota; Fungi; Ascomycota; Saccharomycetes; Saccharomycetales; Saccharomycetaceae. Gene Ontology annotation, molecular function: heme binding. Gene Ontology annotation, cellular component: endoplasmic reticulum membrane; intracellular membrane-bounded organelle. Bases 1 to 381 code for a protein of 126 amino acids.
AUGUCCCAAGUUUACACAUACGCAGAUGUUGCAGAACAUGUCCUUCCAGAUGACUGUUGGAUAGCUAUUGACGGUAAAGUUUAUAAUGUAUCUAAGUUUCUGGAUGAACAUCCAGGUGGUGAUGAAAUCAUAUAUGAAUUAGCUGGUAGUGAUGCUACAGAAUACUUUCUCGAUAUCGGUCAUUCUGAUGAUGCUUUAAAGAUUUUGAAAACUUUAUGUAUCGGUGAAUUAGACUUGAAUAGUGAGAAGGUUCAACCUAAGAAACAUCAAGUGUUACAUGAGGAUGAGAAGAGCAGAAACGGCCCUCAAGGAAACGGUUAUAUCGCCGUCUUCGUUGCUCUUUGCUGCUUAGCAUUAGGCCAUUACAUCUUAAACGAAUAA